UGCUGGGUAGAUCGGCCUCACGACUCAACGAACCAAGUACUAAAAUUCAAACUCCGUCACGGUCACCUCUUCCCUCUGCCCUCGACAAACUCUCUCUUCGUCUUCAAUAUCGUUUCUUCGAUGAUGGCUUGACAUGGUGAAUAGGCAAAUGAGACUACGACAAUACUGGCAGUGUUCUGGUUCAGCUGCAGGUGUUCGUGGUUCUUAGGUAAUAGAUUAGGUGGUUGGGGGUUUAGGUCGGAGUUUGACGAGAGCGAAUGCAAACACAGUACUCGUAGAGGCGAUGUGCCGCAUUUCAAGAUGCAUCAUAGAUGUGGGCUGACUUGCUGCCUUCAUCAGAACUCUGAUUACAGGCAGAAUCGAUGUCAUUCUUGUUCUAAGUUAGUAUUCGCUUCUGCCAAUGUACUCACGUUUAUUAUUUCAGGCUAUUACCUUUCCGGCGUGGUGUAGUACGCAAGCAGCACGACUCUCACAAUCACCUGGUAUUGAUAUCAAGGCAGUUCUCGUUGGGCCUGAAACGCCCAUGACAUUCUUUGGACAGAGAACUUCCUCAAAGUACUUGUGGAAUACACCGUGCGAGUAAUAGUGAUACGUGAAAUCAAAAACCAACUCCAGCCCUUUAUCCUGGCUUCUCCCUCAAUGGCCCCGCGGGGAGUACUAAAAACAUCGUUUUGGGCACAAUCCGGCGCGGGUAUAUGCAGAUCUGUGUUUUGCGGCGUUUGGGUAAGCUGCAGUGGACAUUCUGCGAUACUCCACAGAGUUGAGACCUUCUCGAAGCUCCGAGUCAGCCGUGAAGAGAUGUAUCAUUUCAUGAGGGUAUUUCGGAUCGAUUUUGAUUUCGGAGUACUGUCGCUAUUUCCGUUCGAGUUUCGAUGCCUUAUGUUCUACUUAUGAUGAGCAACGUAAUCCACCAACAGUUCUUUUCUCCCUCCCACUGGUUCGCCUUUGUUGUUCUUUUUUUUUUGCUUUCAAGAUCCAAUCGACGGCAGAGCCGAUGACUUCUUUGAGUCAGGACGAUAAAGACUUCAGUGGAGUUAUGCACGACUAUUGGUGCACGACUAUUGGCGCCUGUUGGCACUGACAAUCAUGCUUCUGGAUCAUAUAUAUACGCUGGACGUUGAGAUCAAGUAUUUGUGGCAGCCUCGACGCACCCGUCACACAAGCAGUUAUAUCUUUUUCCUUCAUCGAUACAUGAAUCUCUUUGCAGCCUCGCUCUCUUUCAUGUCGAUAGACAUUAUGGAUUUGCCUUUCAGCUGCGACUCAAUUGUUUUCUUUCGCGAGGCGAUGUUAUUACUCGCUCAGGUCAUAGUCGCCUGCAUCCUCUCUCUAAGAAUCUACGCCUUAUAUGGUUGUAAUCGCAGUCUACUCUCUUUCAUGUUGUCUCUGUUGGCCAUAUUGUCUAUUAUAUCAGGUGCAUUGAAUUUCUCUGGGCGGCAUGAUGAUCAACUACAGGCGAUCGGCACCUGCCAUACCCUGCUGGAUCGCAACACCUCCAUUCGGCAGUGUCUUGGUUGGGUGAUGGUAUUCAUGUAUGAUACGAUGAUUGUCGGCCUAGCCGUUUGCAACGCCUUCAAGACUCGGAUGGAGCUCCAGAUUCUCCGCCACAUGAAGGUUUCUCUCAAGGUUAUCCUCCUGCGAGAUGGGGCCAUAUACUUCGGGAUCAUGUCAGUUGUUCAUCUGGCUAACAUUCUCACGUAUUUUUUCGCUGAAGGCUAUAUGAGAGGCGGAUUGGCUCCUUUUGCAAGCAGCAUCUCAGUGACAUUAGUAUCUCGUUUGAUGUUGAAUCUUCACGAAGUAGUGGAUACCGGAAUUUACAUGAGUUCGUGUACCAGCUUCAUUGACCAGCCAGAGGAAGAAACACAUAUAUCAUUCUAUCGGCCACCUGGGUCGGUCUGA
Messenger RNA from Marasmius oreades (fairy-ring Marasmius), 1896 nucleotides. RefSeq lists its product as uncharacterized. Lineage: Eukaryota; Fungi; Basidiomycota; Agaricomycetes; Agaricales; Marasmiaceae. The record is from RefSeq and is a predicted model, not a curated record. The transcript is spliced from 18 exons. The coding region runs from base 1087 to 1896 and encodes 269 amino acids.